UUUGUUUUGCAAUUUGCAAGGUUUUGCAGAAAAGUUUUGCUUUUUACGAUUACCCGCGCCAGUUAUUUCAAUUUUUCCGUAAAAAUUAGCAUUUUGCAAACGAAAUGCCCAGCCGCAGUCGGUCACGGGACCGGGACCGGUACCGGAAGAAGCCCGAACAUAAAAAGGAAGACCACCGACGAAAGAAGAAUCGACGUUCCCGCUCGAGCAGUUCCGAUUCAAGUGGUAGCAGUAAUAGCAGCAGCAGUAACAGAAGCAUUUCCGUAAGUAAAAGUAAGAACCGUAAUAGAAGAGAUAGAUCGUCUUCGGAUAAUCGAAAGGAACGGCGCCGGAGGCGCGAAUCCGAUUCACAGUCUCCGAUCAAACGGCACCAGGAGCAUCGGCGGCGCCGGGAUGAAACUCACCGGGAUAGACGACGGUCUACAUCUCCGAGGGACAGUAGAAAAACUCGUCGAUCGCGAUCUCGAGAAGACCGACGGCAUGAAGUUCGGAAAGAAAACCGAAGAUCCAAAUCACGAGAAAGAUCAAAACGCAGAUCCCGUUCAAGAAGCACGGGAAUAAAAUACAGGGAGGAAGACGCUUCCAAUGGUCCAAGCACAAGCGGGUCACAUUACCGACAAAUGGAAAACGGUAACGCAGGAGGAGAGUCAUCGCAGUCCGGUGGCCGAGGUGGAAAGUGGGAGCACGAUAUGUACCAGGAGCGACAAUCGCGUCGGGAUGCGGAUCGAAGCUUUAGACCCGGGGGAAGAUUUGGCCAGGGAGGCUCCGUUAAUGUUGACUUUAUGGAAUCGAGACGUUUGCAGCGGGAAGUCAUCGGAGAAGAGGGUGCUCCGAUUAUUUGGGCAGAAUCCCCCUCUCCAAGGGCUUCCUCCGAAGAUGAAAAGGAAACUAAGGCGAAUGAUAAGAAAAUAAAGUCAAAAAAAUCUUCUAAAAAGAAAAAGAAAAAAGGAAGCGACAAGAAAGACAAAAAGAAGAAAAAAUCUUCUAAAAAGAUGAAGAAAAAAGAUAAAAACUCAAAGAAGAAAAAGGCGAAGAAGGCUUCCUCCUCGGAGGAUACAAGUUCGCCUUCCUCCAGCUCGGAAAGUUCCGGCGAAGAAGACGAGUGGGUGGAAAAAUCGAUGGCCGAAAAAGCGGUCGCUGGAAGUUCCGGCGGUUUGGUUAUGGCCGAGAGUGCUUCGGGAGGAAAAGAUAUGGAAAACGAAGAUGGCGUUGUGGGUCCGAUCAAAACCAGUGGCAAUCUUAAUCAGAAAGAUUUCGGCCGAGCACUGUUGCCCGGCGAGGGUGCUGCGAUGGCUGCUUACGUUACCGAGGGUAAACGAAUUCCGCGGCGUGGAGAGAUCGGGCUUACGUCGGAUGAGAUAGCUCGGUUCGAGGAUGUUGGCUACGUUAUGAGCGGUAGCCGACACCGACGCAUGGAGGCGGUGCGUAUUCGUAAGGAAAAUCAAAUCUACUCGGCCGACGAGAAACGUGCCCUGGCGAUGUUCAGCAAGGAAGAGCGGCAGAAGCGGGAGAACAAGAUACUUUCGCAGUUCAAGGAGAUGAUCAGUGCCAAGCUGGCUAGCGACAAGCGCUAAGUGGACCAGGUUUGUGUAAUAACUUAUCCUAAUUAUAUGACUGUAUGUGAGUAGAAA
This is a messenger RNA of Uranotaenia lowii, 1631 nucleotides long. Its product is annotated as NKAP family protein CG6066-like. Gene Ontology annotation, cellular component: nucleus. The transcript is spliced from 3 exons. Gene Ontology annotation, molecular function: chromatin binding. The record is from RefSeq and is a predicted model, not a curated record. Lineage: Eukaryota; Metazoa; Arthropoda; Insecta; Diptera; Culicidae. Bases 105 to 1574 code for a protein of 489 amino acids. Gene Ontology annotation, biological process: regulation of gene expression.